AAAUUUCUAACUCUUUUGCCGCCCCCCACACAUCUCUCUAUCUUUUCUCUCCCCACCUUCCACGGCGAUCUUCACCGGCAAAACACACACACAAUCAUUUCUUUUUGUUUUCAGGUUGGUUUGUUUUUAUUGGUGACCAAUUUUGAGUUUUUGAUGUGUGUAUGUGUAUGCUUAGUGUAUGUUAGGAGGGACUGAUCGAAAAGUGUUCAUAAAAUGGAGAACUACGAAAUACUUGAACAGAUUGGGAGAGGUUCCUUUGCUUGUGCUUUCCUUGUGAGGCAUAAACAUGAAAAGAAAAGGUAUGUUUUAAAGAAGAUUCGACUUGCUCGGCAGUCUGAUAGGACCCGUCGAUCUGCUCUCCUUGAGGUGGAACUUAUUUCCACUGUACAAAAUCCUUAUAUAGUCGAGUACAAAGAUUCAUGGGUCGAAAAGGGUUGCUAUGUAUGCAUUGUCAUAGCAUACUGUGAAGGAGGAGAUAUGGCGGACGCGAUAAAGAAAGCCAAUGGUGCUCAUUUUACAGAAGAGAAACUCUGCAAAUGGCUUGUUGAACUACUAGUGGCACUCGAUUAUCUGCAUGUUAAUCAUAUAAUUCAUCGUGAUGUCAAGUGUUCAAAUAUAUUCCUAACAAGAGAUCAGGAUAUCCGGCUAGGUGAUUUUGGUCUCGCAAAAAUGUUGACUUCUGACGAUCUUGCAUCCUCGGUUGUGGGAACUCCUAGUUAUAUGUGCCCUGAACUUCUAGCAGAUAUACCAUAUGGUUGUAAAUCGGAUAUCUGGUCAUUAGGAUGCUGUAUGUAUGAAAUGGCCGCUUUCAAGAAUGCAUUUAAAGCUUUUGAUAUGCAAUCUUUGAUCAACAAAAUAAACAAGUCUAUAGUGUCUCCGCUUCCAACCAUGUAUUCUGGCACAUUUCGAGGGCUUAUUAAGAGCAUGCUGCGUAAAAACCCAGAAAUGAGACCAAGUGCUGCUGAUUUGCUUAAACAUUCUCAUCUUCAACCUUAUGUAUAUAAACUCCAACUUAACUUCAACGGGCCUAGACGCCAAACACUUCCAGGGCGAUGGUCAGAUUGCAACUAUGAGAAGAAAACGACAUUCAUUGAGCCCGAGCCCCGUACUUUUCAUCAUUACAAUGAGAAAAGGCGAUCUAUUAAUGGUGACAGGGCUUUGAAUCCUAGUAUCUCUGAACAUGAUCAACACUCUUCUUUCUCUCAAAGUUCAACUAGAAAGCUAUCCAUUGGUAGUGUUGAAGAAUAUAUACAUACUGAGAAAUUAGUUGCUGCGAAGAUAUCAAAUGCUGUCAGAACUCCUAGAUCGACUUUGGCAAAAACUUCUGUUACUACUCCUAGAAGACAAAUAAUCAGACGGAGUUCAAAUCGCGAUUUGCUCCCAGUAUCACAAUCUCCUGCCAGCCAAUCAUCACAAACAACUCGUAGGACGUCGUUACCCUUGGCAGCAAGAGCCAGAAAUCCCUACUUGGGUUUUGAAUCCCCAGACGUAUCGGUCAAUGCUCCCCGCAUGGACAAAAUGACAGAGUUUCCUUUAACCUCUACACAAGAACCCUUAAUCCUGCCUGUUUGUAGAACUUCUACAACAUCAGCUCAGUGUUCUUCCAGUACUUCUCCAAGCCCCAUCCUGGACCGAUCAGUUACAAUAGACAUGUGUACAGUCAAGACCGUGAACCCCAUUCAAAGUCACCAAACAUCUGCUAGUGGGGCACAUUCUACAAACAACAGGAGUGAUGAUACAUCUUCAGAUUCACGGGGGGAUAGGCGUAGAUUUGACAUGUCAUCAUAUCAACAACGUGCCGAAGCAUUAGAGGGGUUGUUAGAGUUCAGUGCGCAGCUAAUGCAACAAGAACGGAUAGAAGAAUUGGCAGUGCUAUUGAAGCCAUUCGGGCCUGAAAAGGUGUCUCCUAGAGAAACUGCUAUUUGGUUGUCAAAGAGCUUCAAGGUCACCACAGCUGCAACAGGAAGUGGAGCUAGUGUUGUUGGGAAUUCAUAGUCCAUAUAUGUAUCUUGCCACGUUUUGGUUCUCGUUUUUGUUGUCGUGUAGAGCGGAGUUGGAGUAACGUUAGUUGUGGUGAACUGCUUGUUCAUACAAACUAUGCAAACUAGGAAGAGACUAUGUAAGCUGACAAUGUCGACCAAUUUACUUGUGAAUGAGUCAAUUUGGGUCGUCUACUUUUGUUCCCUCUUAAGUUGGUCAAAUAGACUCUUACAAUGAAACUAUUGUGUGCGUUAAGCCGUCUAAA
Erigeron canadensis is the source of this 2245-nucleotide messenger RNA. RefSeq names its product serine/threonine-protein kinase Nek2-like. Lineage: Eukaryota; Viridiplantae; Streptophyta; Magnoliopsida; Asterales; Asteraceae. The coding region runs from base 214 to 1995 and encodes 593 amino acids. The record is from RefSeq and is a predicted model, not a curated record. Gene Ontology annotation, biological process: protein phosphorylation. Gene Ontology annotation, molecular function: ATP binding; protein kinase activity. The transcript has 15 exons.